Messenger RNA from Chroicocephalus ridibundus (black-headed gull), 1389 nucleotides. It is a transcript of the gene RDH8, whose product is annotated as retinol dehydrogenase 8. Gene Ontology annotation, biological process: retinol metabolic process; estrogen biosynthetic process. The record is from RefSeq and is a predicted model, not a curated record. Lineage: Eukaryota; Metazoa; Chordata; Aves; Charadriiformes; Laridae. Gene Ontology annotation, cellular component: cytoplasm; cytosol. Gene Ontology annotation, molecular function: all-trans-retinol dehydrogenase (NAD+) activity; estradiol 17-beta-dehydrogenase [NAD(P)+] activity. The coding region runs from base 223 to 1173 and encodes 316 amino acids. The transcript has 6 exons.
GGCCCAGGGGACCCCCAUGCCCAAGGGUGGCUGUGGUGGGGCAGGGGAGGGGGUCGUGGCCCGGGGAUCCCCAAGGUCACCGUGGUGUGGCAGGGGAGGGGGUCACGGCCCAGGGGCCACCCGUGCCCUCCCCAGGGCAGCCCCUGCAGAGGUUAAUCCUGCUCCCACGUGACGCCGGGUCCUGAUCUCAUAAGCGCCUUUGGACCCGGGGCCGGGGCAGCCAUGGCCACCCUGGUGCCCCGCACCGUCCUCGUCACCGGCUGCUCCUCCGGCAUCGGCCUGGCCCUCGCCGUCAGGUUGGCGCAGGACCCCCAGCAGCGCUACCAGGUCAUCGCCACCAUGCGGGACCUGCGGAAGAAGGAGAAAUUGGAAGAGGCGGCGGGAGCGGCGCUGGGAAAGACGCUGAGCAUCCAACGCCUGGACGUCUGCAGCGAUAGCUCGGUGGCGGAGUGCAUGGCGAGCAUCCCCGGGGGCCGCGUGGACGUGCUGGUGAAUAACGCCGGCGUGGGGCACGUGGGGCCCGUGGAGAGUAUCAGCGUGGAGGAGAUGAAGCGCAUCUUCGAGACCAACUUCUUCGGGGCCGUGAGGAUGAUCAAGGCUGUCCUCCCCGACAUGAAGCGACGGCAGAGCGGUCACAUCGUGGUCAUCAGCAGCGUCAUGGGGCUGCAGGGGAUCGUCUUCAACGACGUCUACGCCGCCUCCAAGUUCGCCGUGGAGGGAUUUUGCGAGAGCCUGGCCGUGCAGCUGCUGCAGUUCAACGUCUUCGUCUCCAUGGUGGAACCGGGCCCCGUGAACACGGAUUUUGAGCUGAAGCUGAUGGAGGAAGUUUCACGCUCCGAAUUUCCCGGCACCGACCCGGCUACUGUGCGGUAUUUCAAGGACGUCUACCUGCCGGCUUCCCACGAGAUCUUCACCACGCUGGGGCAGAGCCCCGCCGCCGUGGCCGAGGCCAUCGUGAACGUGAUCGGAGCCAGGCGCCCGGCUUUCCGCACCCAAACCAACCGCCUCUACACGCCCUUGGUGGCCCUCAAGUACGCGGAUCCCUCGGGGGACCUCUCCGUGAGGACCUACUACCGCCUGCUCUUCGACUACGGCACCCUCUUCCACCUCAGCAUGGGCGCCCUGCGGUGCCUCACCUGCGGCUGCUUCCGCCGGAGGGUCACCCCGGUCUGAGCCGGGGGCACCCCAAGGUUGCAGGGGAGGGGGCGGGCUCCGUCCCUGGAUGGUGGGGAAGGGGGCUACGGCUGCGGCUCUGUGCCCCCCCCACCCCCCGCCCCGGCAUCGCCCGCGGCGGGACGCACGGGUGGCACCGGCUGAACGCGGUCCCCCGGGGUGUCAGAGGCAGAGAUGGGGGGGCACUCCCAGCAGGAUGAGGUCCCAGUGGGGCUG